AUGUCGACUUCCUUGCACCCAAUCCGAACAACAUUUCAGCGGGAGAAUAUGGGCAAAGGAACUGAUAAACUCUACAUCACUCAUUCCGAAUGGGCUUCCUCCGAUGCCUACUCAGCCUCAGCAGGCGCAGGCGUACACGCUGACACAAGUGGCCAUGCGGCGUUCAAGAGAUUACCAUUCAGCUUCUGCGCCCUGAGUCUACAACCAUUCCAUACCCCCGUCUGUUCUGCCGAAGGAACCAUUUUCGACCAUGAAAACAUCAUACGAUGGCUUCUGAAGCACGAUACGAACCCGACGAAUGGAAAACCGUUAAAACAGCAGGACUUGAUCAAGUUGAAUUUCGCAAAGAAUGACAGCGGAGAAUAUGUUGAUCCCGUCACGUUCAAGGCCUUUACGGACAACACCCACAUCGUCGCAAUCAGACAUGGUGGAUCGGCCAAUGUUUUUGCCUAUGAUACUGUUGAGCGAUUGAAUAUCAAAGCCAAGAUGUGGCGAGAUCUAGUGUCGGACGAGGAAUUCUCGAGAAAAGACCUAAUCACCCUGCAGGACCCGCAGGACCUGGCAUCGCGUAACCUUGGCUCGUUCAAGUACCUCAAAGACGGCGAAGAUUCGGGUAUCCCCAAAGAAGAAGCGUCUAUAAAUUCUGCUUCGUUGGGCAGCGCUGCCGACUUAAAGAUCAUCAAGGCAAAAGAAAUCGUGGCAAAAGCGCGAGCUGACAGAGCGAACGCUCAAUCCAUUACCAAAAAGGAGAAAUCCCAAACAUCCAAUCCGGUCGGCAAAGCGUCAGCCACCACAACCAGCUCGAAACCCACGCCAUACAAUGCAACUCGACACACAACAGGUCUAGCCGCGGCAUCUCUGACCUCGACCGGACUAACGCCCCACACCUCAGCAGCGCUUGCAUUAAUGUCUGAUGAAGAAUACCUCCUGAGACGCGGCCGAGUCAAGGAAAAAGGCUACGUCCGCCUCUCAACGACGGUCGGCGACUUAAAUCUCGAGCUCUGCCCCGAAUACGCUCCCAAAGCAGUAUGGAACUUCGUCCGACUCGCGCAAAAAGGCUACUACCGCGGAAUCACCUUCCACCGAAACAUUCGCAAUUUCAUGAUACAGACCGGUGACCCAACCGGCACCGGACGUGGCGGAACCAGCAUCUGGGGUCAAAACUUCGAGGACGAAAUCGAAGGACCCCUCAAACACGACAAGCGAGGCAUUGUCUCCAUGGCGAACAAAGGCAAAAAUACAAAUAGUAGCCAGUUCUUCAUCACAUACCGGGCCGUAUCGCACUUGGACCGCAAACACACCAUCUUUGGCCAAAUAGUCGAGGACGAUGAUGAGAGUGUGGCGGUACUGAAAAAGCUGGAAGACAUACCCGUGGACAGCCAUGAUCGACCGACAACCGAGAUCAAGAUCAUCGAGGCUGUCGUCUUUAUCGAUCCAUUCGAGGAAUUUUGGAAGAAGAAAAAUGAGGCAGAGCAGGUGAAGGAGGAGAAAGAGAGGAAUUUUUCAGAUAAUCGGACGACCUGGACGGGGAAGAGGAUUCGGAAUGAUGGUACAGUCGACGCAGAGACGGGUAGUGAGGUUGGCAGGUAUUUGAAAGCGAAUAUGGCCAAGACCAAAACCGCGACAGACGAAGGGGAUGACGAUGAGAUUGUCGAGUUUCUCGAUGGGCCGGAGGAGCCGGUACGGAAGAAAGCAAAAGGUGGUGGUGGGUUUGGGAAUUUCGAUGGAUGGUAG
Messenger RNA from Rhinocladiella mackenziei CBS 650.93, 1734 nucleotides. RefSeq lists its product as uncharacterized. The record is from RefSeq and is a predicted model, not a curated record. Gene Ontology annotation, molecular function: peptidyl-prolyl cis-trans isomerase activity; ubiquitin-ubiquitin ligase activity. The transcript has 3 exons. Bases 1 to 1734 code for a protein of 577 amino acids. Gene Ontology annotation, cellular component: catalytic step 2 spliceosome. NCBI's taxonomy places the organism in Eukaryota, Fungi, Ascomycota, Eurotiomycetes, Chaetothyriales, Herpotrichiellaceae. Gene Ontology annotation, biological process: protein polyubiquitination; protein peptidyl-prolyl isomerization.